Messenger RNA from Chelonoidis abingdonii (Abingdon island giant tortoise), 2505 nucleotides. RefSeq names its product regulatory factor X associated protein (gene RFXAP). Gene Ontology annotation, cellular component: nucleus. Gene Ontology annotation, biological process: regulation of transcription by RNA polymerase II. Lineage: Eukaryota; Metazoa; Chordata; Testudines; Testudinidae. The record is from RefSeq and is a predicted model, not a curated record.
AUGACGACAACAUCAGGUUACAGCUGGCUGUCGAGCCACCUGGAGCGCUUGGCGCUCGGUGGGUGGGAGAGCGGGACGGAGGGUCCAGGCGACACCAGCAGGGCCUUGCGGCUCGGCCGCGCCGCCGCCUCUUCCUCGCCCCCCCAGCUGACGCUGCUGGUGAUGCAGCCGUGCAGCGGCGACGAGGAGGCGGCGGGGGGCACCGGGCGGCACCAGGGCGCCGCGCAGGCCCCGGAGACCUCCGGAGGCCUCGUGUUCCUGUGCGAGCGGACGUGGGGCGAGGGGGACGCGGCCGAGGAGGGCGAGCCGGCGGGCGGCGAGAGCACGGCCAGCCCCCAGGAGCUGGAGGACGAGGAGGCGGCGGCGGCCUCCGGCGGGGAGGCCUCCGCGGGGGGCGGGGGCUGCAAGAGCUGCACGUACCAGGGCUGCAGCGAGACCACCACGCAGGUGGCCAAGCAGCGCAAGCCCUGGAUGUGCAAGCGCCACCGCAACAAGAUGUACAAGGACAAGUACAAGCGCAAGAAGAGCGACUUGGGCGGGGCCGGGGCGCCCCCAGCGCAGGGCGGGGCUGCCACCCCGGGGGGCAGCGCGCGGGCCGAGGAUUGUGUUGAAGGCUCAGUUUCUGUUACAAAACAAAGAACAGGGUCUAUUGGAGAUCGCCCAGCAAGACCUACUCUUUUAGAACAAGUAUUGAAUCAGAAAAGGCUGUCGUUAUUAAGAAGUCCGGAGGUGGUACAGUUUCUGCAGAAACAGCAACAACUGUUAAGUCAACAAGCUUUGGAACAAAGGCAGCAACAGUUUCCAGGAGCACCUGUGUGAUGGGGACAAAGAUCUGCAGCAGAAUCUCAUGCUGAAGUGGUGGAGGGAUAUGUAUCUUAAAAAAAGGCGAGUUAAAUAUUAAGAUGGAAGACUAAAAUUGUUGCUGCUGUGUUAUACCUGUAUUGUUUUGUGGUUGCACUUUUGGGGUUCUGAGCUGCAUGGAUGUCCACAAAUUUGUGAGCAAAUCAGGAGGAAUCUGAUUCUCCAUUCUGUUUCAGAGAUGUAACUUAUUCAUAAUUUUUUAUGUAAAUAUCAUUGUAUCAGUAAUCCUUACAUAACCUCCUACUCCUACCAAAGUCUUCAAUUAUAAACUAAACACUUUGCUAUGUGAAAGAUUUCAUAGCUUCAGUGUAGUCACUCUUUGUUGACAAUCAUUGAAGAAAUAGAGGCAAUUACUUUCUGUGGAAGUUGUGAAAUAAAAAAAGUACUGACUUUGAGCCAGCCCAGUAAGAUGACAUAGUAGCAUAUUGCUCAGGGAUAUAGGAGGCUUGGAGUCAUUAGCUUCUGUUGCACUAACAGUUAAAGACAAAAUAAUGCCAUGCAGUAGCUGCGCUAAUGGCUAAUUGUGUAAAACAUUGGUUGAUCCUGUUGGUGUGUCCAUAAUUCACAAGUCUAGCUGGAUUGGCAUGUUUAACCAUUCUCACUAAAAGAAGUGCUACAGGGCUGUAACCAGCAUAAUAGGUAGUUUGAAGGAAUUGAUGUGGAAAAUAGCCCCAGAAUGAAUAGAAAGGAAAAAUUGCCAUUUAAAGGAAGAACUGGAGGCAAAAAAGAAAAUAACGUAAGGUUUUUUUCAUUGUUUACAUGGCCUUCCACUAGCCAAUGCUCAUGAGGUUUAAAAAAAUUAAUAUUUAAAGAAUUGGUGGUCAAUAGUGGUGGACCAUAGCUUGCUGAGUGAUAGUAGAAUAAAGUGACCUCUAAUUUAAGAAUUAUAGGCCUCUAUUAUAUAUUAUAUUAUAUUAUAUUAUAGGCCUCUAUUAUAUUCCCCCCUCCCGCUAUAGUCUGUUUUUCGAGCUGAAAAGUCUGAAUCUUUUAAAUCUCUCCUCCUACGGAAGCUGUUCCAAACUCCUAAUCAUUUUUGUUGCCCUUCUCUCUACCUUUUCCAAUUCUAAUUUAUUUUUUGAGAUGGAGAAACCAGAAGAAACUGGUCUACACAGAGUAGAUCUGGAAAUGGACUAAACAAAGUGCUGUCAAAUGCAAAAGUAAAUUAGGAAUUUUUCUUUUAAUCUUUUAGUAAUAGUUAACAUGACUGCUAAUUGUUACAAUAAUACAUAAUUAUCAGAAUUUGAUUUGUUAAUGGUGUCUUUCCAAAAUGUCACUCAAGAUACUCAUUCUAUCUAAAUUAUGUUUGUGAAUGUUUAAAUCAAAUGUCUGAUUCAGGAAAUCCUCCAUGUACACAGCUACCAGUAACUUUCAGUAUUUGACUAUUGUUAAGCUGAAAUCAUUAGUGUGUGAUAUUCCUAUCUGUUAAAAACAAUUGGACAUUAAUUUACUAAGGUGAAGUGAUAACUCAGGAAGAAGUUUGCUGUUUGUGAUUUACUGAGCUUGUAAAGCAUGUUAGGAGCCUUACAAUUUAAAGAUGUGACAUAAAAUGGCUUCAAUUAGAACUAUGCUUCAAUAACUAGGUUGAUUUAACUCAGGCCAUAAAGAAUAAAAUGUAUGGGAUGAGAAGAAAAUAAAAUAUAAAAA